Molecule: messenger RNA, 660 nt
Organism: Penicillium paradoxum
Lineage: Eukaryota; Fungi; Ascomycota; Eurotiomycetes; Eurotiales; Aspergillaceae
Exons: 1
Coding region: 1-660 (219 amino acids)
Source: RefSeq, a predicted model, not a curated record
AUGGUCGACGCCGCCUGCCGUAUUUCCGGAAAGGACGAGAUCUACAUCAUCUCCGGCCGACACUAUGGCCGAAUCAGAAUCACCAACGGAAACCCCGAGAACGGUCUUUCCGCAGGCCCAACCGCACUAAGCAAGGGCUGGAAUACUCUACCCAAAGUGGGCUUCGGCACGGUGGACACCAUCGUCCCCGUCCCCGGCCACGACAACCAACUCUACGUCUUCUUCGGCGGCCGCUAUAUCAAAAUCAAGGUCGAAAACUACGAUGACACCUUUGUCGUGGACGGAGCCCAUCCCAUUACCUCUGGGUUCAAAUCACUCGCCCAGGCGGGCUUUGAUACCGUGGAUGCAGGACUGCUCACCCCGGGAACCAAGAGUGAGAUGUACUUCUUCCGCGGCUUGAAAUAUGUUCGCAUCGACACUUCCACCGAUAAGAUUGUCAAUAAGGUUUAUCCUAUUACGGAGGGAUGGGCAAGUCUUGUUCAGGCUGGGUUUGAUUCUGUUGAUGCUAUUGUUCGGAAUCCGGCUGGUCAGGACCUUUACUAUGUUUUCCGGGGUGAUCAGUUUGCCGUGAUUAAGGUGGAUAGUAACCGGAAGGAUACUCUUGUUUCGCCGCCGAAGCCAAUUAGCACGGCGUGGAAGGCCUUGGAUGGGUGGGUUUAG